Anarrhichthys ocellatus (wolf-eel) is the source of this 5303-nucleotide messenger RNA. RefSeq names its product uro-adherence factor A (gene ankle1). The transcript is spliced from 9 exons. Gene Ontology annotation, cellular component: nucleoplasm; cytoplasm. Gene Ontology annotation, molecular function: protein binding; DNA endonuclease activity. The record is from RefSeq and is a predicted model, not a curated record. Gene Ontology annotation, biological process: resolution of meiotic recombination intermediates; double-strand break repair via homologous recombination. The coding region runs from base 330 to 3797 and encodes 1155 amino acids. Lineage: Eukaryota; Metazoa; Chordata; Actinopteri; Perciformes; Anarhichadidae.
AGGAGUUUGUGUGCUUGGAGGGAAUUUUAACGAAAAUAGUCGUCUUUUCCUCGAGAGCUAAGAUUACUUGGAUAAACAACCGGUCAAAACAAUAGCGGUACAUCUCUUACACAACUAAGGAUACAACACAACGACUGUUGGCUAACUGCACAUGCAAACGUAAUUUAAUGAGUGCAGUUGAAUAUGUUUCUGCAAGUCAGUCGUAGCAUUCUUAGCUCGCCUCGAUGAAAGGUUAUCCGUAGCUUGCCGCAUGGGCUCUCAACGAUGGGCUAAUUCGGAAUAUGCAGAUACUCGACCGUAGACAUUUAACACUGGGAUAAACGUUGGUCAUGGAUCGAAAGAAGAGGAGGCUCGAAAGUCAACUGUGUAAAGCUGUGAAGGAUGGAGAACCGAGAGCUGUGCUGCUGCUUCUUUCACAAGGUGCAUGCCCCCACCUGGUGGGCAGUAAAGGGGUGGCUGCGAUACAUUUGGCUGCUGGCAAAGAGACUGAGAAGAACACGCGCUGUUUGAAAAUGUUGCUGCAAUAUGGAGCGGACCCCAAUAUCAGGUCAUCAGAAGGCCUGACUCCUCUUCACAUUGCUGCACUGUGGGGAUGUUAUCAAAAUCUGAAGCUGCUCUUGAUGAAUGGAGGGAACCCAAACAUUAAACAUAACGAAGGGGAUACACCAGGGCAGCUUGCAGAGCAACAGGAGAAUCGAAAAUGUGCCCAGCUCCUUCAGGAGUACCAGUUUAGCUCGGUGGACACGGAGGAAGACGAGUCACCUCAAUUCCAAUACUCUGUGUAUUCAGACCAAACGGACACGUCCAGCUAUCCUGAAUCAGACAGCAGCUUCAGUUCCCACUCUUCUAUGAUAAGUGACUUUGGUGAAGCCCCAUUGAGCAGCACAAGGCGCUCAUCAUUUUUCAACCUAUCUAACAUUAACGGAAGGCCAGAUUGCAGAGGAAUGUCAUAUAACGGGCUUUGUGACAUGGACACUAAGAGGCAUAACAGCCAGUACUGGAACAAUGCCGCCUCACAUUGUGCAUCUGAAGGUCCCUCCAUACUAUCGAGCACUCGCAUGUCUGCAGUGGGACCUGCAGCUGCAACCGAUUGCAGAAUCUCCCCCUCUAGAAGAGACACUCUCCCAUCAUUUCACUUGCUGCGAGCGAGUCGCAAGAGCGUGAGCUUCAGAAAUGUCGAUGAAUAUUUCCCUGUUUUUAAUUCUGAAUCUCCCACACAGCCGCCCGGUGUUGAUGGCAGCCCGUGCACCAGCGACUUACCUUUUGACAUGUGCGAGUACUCUGACUUCCUGGAUUCAGAACGCAUGGCCACCGUUUUACACAAGCAGGGCAUCGACGUCACAUCGCCAGAUCACGUUUAUGUUUUUUGCAGGGAGAGCAGUGAAAGCACAGAGGAGGACAUGGAGAAAACGGUCGUCAGUCACUGUGCUUUGACAGAGAGUGAUGAUGAACAGGAGGGUGAAUGUGUGAAAGAGGCUCAGGGGAAUAUACCAGAACAGCCAGUCCUUUCCCAUGUUGACGUGAGCAGCAGUGGGUCUGGUAGUAGUCAUUACAGUAGCUGUGAGAGCGACCAUUACACCAGUACACUGGAUGCUUCUGUACACCCCAGACAUCUUUUACUAAAGGGGGGUUCUCUUGCGGCUGAAUCCAACGAAAAGAUUCCGAUUUCUACAGACUCUGAUUCUAAAUUUGCAGGGCAAGACUUGAAUCUACCACCUGUUCAAACAGAACCCCAGAUGGAUUCAAAACUUGAAACUAAAGUGCAUGUACAAGGUAUGUGUGAUCAACUGGUGUUGUCUGAAGCACACCCAAACGAUGACUUGUUUGAACCUUGUAGUAGGCCUGUUCUUGACACUUCAAGUGAGUGUGGCGUUGGUCAGCCGGUGGCAGACACCCCGUUGAAUGAUGCAGCCGAGGCGCUACAGGAAAACGUCGACCUUGCAGUCACACUAAGUCCUUUUGUAACAGGCAGGACUCGCUCGAGGUUGAGUCGCUGCUCACUGAGAACGAGCAGACCCUCCGAGAGCCUCCACAUCGCGUCUUCUUUGUUUGAAGUGACCCUCCCCACACCAGUCCGAACACGCCGCCAGACGCCCAGAACUCAGAGCCGUGCAGACCUUUACAGUUCACCACAUGCACAUUGUUAUACGCCGUCCUAUUCGGGGAACGACGCGGUAGGAGGAGUCAAGUUUUCUGCUGAUUGCACGGACACACAGUCCAGCACCCUCGGAGCUGGUUCAAGUGUUAGCGAUAGCCAAGCUGACACGCUCGUCCUCUCCAACAGCGUAACGGACUCUGCCUCUCAAUCGCAGACUUUGUCCGACACAGUCAUACUGGAGGAAAACCAGGACUCUUCAAUGGAUGCUUAUGAAAGAAACCUUGCAGAGGUGAUACUGGCCAUGCAAGGCCAUGAUCUUGCUGAAGGCAGGGAUGUACUGACCGAUGAUCUGACAAGCACAGAUGAGGCAACAACAAAGAAUCACGUAAAUGAUGCUCCCUGUGAGGACAAAUUAGAUAGCCUAAAAAAAGAAGAUGUCUGGAUCACUGAGGACUGCAGCUCAUCUUCAUCCAGCUCCACCUAUUUUUCCCCACGGAAGUCCAGGGAAGAUUCCGACCUACCUUGCACUCCAGGCACCGGAUGCACCCCCAGGUACAGCAUGAGCCGACUGUCGAGCUGCCGCAGGCCUCAGCACCUGGCUAACCUGUCUUACACCCCCGGAGGGCGUCCGCUCAUUCACGACCCGGACGAACCGGUGGAGUACCUCUACACCGAUUCGGAACAGGGCCACAAGCUGAUCGAGACCCACGUCCCGCCUACAGCAAACACCUCGCUCAGCUCCAGCAUGAGUACUAGUAGCGGCGGCGAGGAGACCGUCCUCUAUGAUUGGCGCUCCAUGCAGAGUGACACGGUCGACGGCGGAAAGGAGAACCAGACGCCCCAGAUGGUGCCACAGAAGGAGGAAAAUGCCGAGGACAGGCUGUUGGCAGAGACAAAAGGGAUGACGGACAAGGAGCUGAGAUUGAGGCUGCUAGAGCUGGGGGAGAGCCCGGGCCCUAUCGGCCGCCGUACCAGGCCCGUUUACAUGCGGCGGCUGUGUUGCCUGUUGCAGGAGUCAAACUCCCAAUCGCCACAUCCCCAGAGGCAGUUAGACCAGCCACAAACGGAUUUAGGUUAUAGUCCAGAAUUGUGUCGGGCCCUGCGGACCUUCGAGCUGCCUGAUUGCAAGGCUGACGAGCAAGCUUUGUGCCAGCAGUUUGACCAACCGGAUCAAAACAGGAAGUGGAGGGAGGGCAUCAUCAAGUCCAGUUUCAACUACCUGCUGCUCGACCCGAGAGUGACGAAAAACCUCCCGUUCCGCAGUCACACCAUGACUCCACAGGAGUGUUUCCAGACAUUUAUCCACGCUAUAUUUUACGUGGGCAAAGGGAAACGCUCCCGGCCCUACAGCCACCUGUAUGAGGCUUUAGAGUACUUCAAAGGAGACAAGACUUCCAAGAAAUUGUGCACCAAAGUGCAGCAUAUCCUUCAGGUGUGGAAUGCCGAGCAGGGCGUCAUCUCUCUGCAUUGUUUCCAGAAUGUCAUUCCAGUGGAGGCUUUCACAAGAGAGGCCUGCAUGGUGGAGGCCAUCGGAUUGAAGAUGCUCACCAAUCAGAAGCGAGGGGAUUUCUAUGGCGUGGUGUCCAACUGGCAGGUGAAGAAGAAGCGGGACCUCGGCGUCCACCUGCUCUACCGGGCCAUGCAGAUCUUUCUGGCUGAGGGUGAGAGACAGCUCAGACCGGCAGACAUCAGACAGUAGUGACUCCCACUGGAGGGGGGUAUGAACAGCAGCACAAAGGAGGUCAUACCACUAGUUCAGGGUUACAAAGUAAUUCUUCUUUGUUGCACUAGGUGGGGUUUACAAAAUCCAGCUCUCUGGAGCUGUUACCCGCAGUGUAAUUGUCUUUCUGCUAUAAAUGAACUGUGUAAAUUACUCAGGGAUUAAGAUCAUCUUUCUUCUUUUCCAUUUUAAAGUAAAUCCAUUUUUUAUAACGUGGUAAUAUCAAAACUGCCUGAUUUCUUUGGAGAUGGAUUUCUUCAUUACAUUGCUUUUAAUCAUCUGCCCAGAUGUGACACGAAUAUUGAUUCCUCAAAAAAACUUAAGGGUGGAAUAAUAUGGCAAAAUAUAUGGAUUGAUGAACAUGAACACAAUCAAAAUUGGUAGACUGCAGGUCUUUCAAAAGUCACAGCAAAUAAGCAUGAUAAAGUUAGUUCCCAAAAACAUUCUUCCCAGACAGACACUUGGUUCUCUGUGGCACUAAAGACGGAUUCAAAUUGUUCCACAACACAUUCAAAGGCCUUUCAGUAUCAUCAAAUCAGCUUGUGUCACAAAAAAAGCAAAACAAGCUGGGAGGGUGUUAUUUAGAAAGUAAGCAGAGGCUGGUAACUGGUUCUUAGUAUUAUAAUUUUGUGUAUAGUGUAUAGUUUUAGAAACUUAAUGUGUAAAAUGUGAUAUUUGCUUACAUGGCUGGCUUUCCAUUUAUUUUGUUGUGCUAUUUUCUUUUAUUGUUAAAAGCCAAUGAUAUGAUAGUGUCUAAUAGUGAUAGUUGUCUGUGUGUAUACAUUUCUUUUAGAUGUGUCAUUACAAUGAGCUCUGUAGAACCGCAUGGUUAAGUUUGUCGGUAGUACAGCAGCACUUACCAUGUUAAAAUGGGUAGACUGGCCAAGUUGGUAGCAGAACUAGUUUGUAUUAGUCACACAUCAUUGGGUUACAGACGUUAUUUGAUGACAUAAUCUAUAUCAGGUUGUUACUUAGUUAAAUCAAUGCCAAAUAGAAGUUUUCUGAAAAAUUGUCUCCCCAUGUCAUGUCAUGGUCUACCAAUUUAUGUUCAUGGUCAGCGGGCUUCAAAAUCAUUUAUCAUCUCCCCAGGGUAAUGCACUUGAUCAAUUAUCUGGAGGCUGCACAUAUUCUUUAUUUCACACAAAAUGCAUCAAUAUUAACUGUUCAAAACAUAAUUUUGUGUUUUAGAAAUAUCGUUUUUUACAUCCUUAUCCCCAGUUUCAAGAAAAUCAAAGCAUGAAAUCAGCGAGUAAAACACCUGAUCUGUGACAUUUACUUUUAAUUAUGAAAUGAAUUGCAUUGAAUUUUAUUUGUCAAACAUACAUGUAUCAUUCAUGUGUACAUCAUUUAUGCAUACAUGUUAUGGAUUGCUCUCUUUUCAUUAUGAUCAUUAACUGCUGUACUUCCUUGACCUGUUUUUUUGGAUUUGUGUAAAUCUAGUAAAAAGAAAAAUACAUAUUAUGACAUAAACCUGAACUGGUUGAA